AUGAAAUUUUUAGUUUGCUUAUUACUUAUUGCUGCAGUUUUAAUUAAUUCUGCUAUGGGUUCAUUCAGUAUUUUAGCAUUGAAACAUCAAUGUAAAAGUUAUUGUGCUAAUGCAGAAAACUAUGCACAAGAUUUAUUAACAGAAGCUGUUGGUGCUGAAAAUAUUCAAUUAAUUCAAAACCAUGCAGAAAAUGAUUUCAAAAAUUCAUUCCCACAACAUUAUGAAAAAAUUGUUGAAAUGAAAGAAUAUUUAGAAUCAUGUGAACAUGCUUGUGAUUCAUUGAUCCAAGAGGAAAUCUUUAAUUACUUUCAAUAA
Messenger RNA from Dictyostelium discoideum AX4, 315 nucleotides. RefSeq lists its product as hypothetical. Bases 1 to 315 code for a protein of 104 amino acids. The record is from RefSeq and is a predicted model, not a curated record. The transcript is spliced from 2 exons. Lineage: Eukaryota; Evosea; Eumycetozoa; Dictyosteliales; Dictyosteliaceae. Gene Ontology annotation, cellular component: extracellular region.